CGGUUCGGAUAAGCGUGCGUAGACGCUAUCACUGGUUUAGCUCUGUCGACAAUAAUUUGGACGGUUUCGCUGGGCGUUCGUUUCCUUCGUUGCGGGUAUCUAGUUUACUUUCCAGUGCAUGCGCGCGAUGGGAGGCUUGUUGCUUUGCCUUAAGGUUUUCAAGGCCUAUAGUCACACGUAUCAGCUGGCAUUGAUUGGUAACUUCUAUCAGCGGUACGUCUGGCUCACGUGCUACCUGCGAUAGCAACGUGGCGCCACGGUGUUCAAACUCAAGUAACGUGCCUACGUCGGUACGCGUCGGUCUGUCACCCGGUGCUGUGUCUUGGUGUGAUCGCCGACGAACGUACAGCUAUGGGGACUAACCGCAUCUCGCAGAAGUGCCUGGCGGUAACGGCACUUCUUUUGAUGCAUUGUCCGCUACUGCUUGCGCUUCACCUAACGGAAGGUUACUGCAGCGCGUUCCCUCUCGUCGUUAACACUUGGGGAUUCUCCAACGCUACACACCGAGCAUGGGAAGUGCUUACUGCCGAGAAUGGGACAGCGCUUGAUGCUGUGGAGCAGGGCUGCGCACAGUGCGAGAGGGACCAGUGUGAUGGCACAGUUGGGUUCGGCGGCAGUCCAGACGAAGGCGGAGAGACCACUUUGGAUGCGCUGAUCAUUGACGGCCCCAGCUACUCCAUGGGGGCUGUGGGGGACUUGCGUCGGGUGAAGCAUGCCAUCUCCGUGGCACGUGCAGUCAUGGAGCGUUCCACUCACACGUUCCUCGUUGGCGAGAAAGCCACCCAGUUUGCAGUCGAGAUGGGCUUCCAAGAAGAGUCGCUGGCCACGAACCACUCCAAGCAGAUGUGGGCUGAAUGGAAGGCCAACAACUGCCAGCCGAACUACCGCCAGAAUGUGGUUCCGAACCCCUGGACAAGUUGUGGUCCGUACCGGCCAACGAAACAGCUGUCUGCAGACAGGCGUGCCUGCCCAUCUGCAGCCAGUGAGCUCAACCACGACACUAUUGGCAUGGUGGUCAUCGAUGGCAGCAAGAGGCUGGCAGCGGGCACCUCCACAAACGGCAUGAACCACAAGAUCCCAGGCCGCAUCGGGGACUCGCCCAUCCCUGGCGCGGGCGCCUAUGCUGACCAGGAAGUGGGCGGGGCUGCGGCCACUGGCGAUGGCGACAUCCUCAUGCGCUACUUGCCAAGCUUCCAUGCAGUGGAGAGCAUGCGUCGGGGUGCAGACCCACGGAGUGCGACCGUUGCUGCUCUCCAUCUCAUCGUACGGCACCAUCCACAAUUUGUCGGUGCCCUGGUGGCUGUCAGCAUCGACGGGACUUAUGCAUCCACGCAACAAACAAGGCGAGCAGACGAUGGAGCUGGAAAGACAUUACUACUCUGCCCUACAUACUCUGCGAAUGCUAGCAGCUGACUGGUUUGAGCGUGCCGCUUGCCAUGGCAUUCCAUCGUUCCCUUACUCGGUGGCCAAGCCAGAGUACGGCACUGCUGUGGUGGAACACGUAAAGUGCACCAACUGAGCUUGCUUAGAACCAUCGCCGAGGGAAAACUAUAGAGAUUGUCUUCGUCCCAUCGGAAGAGUUGCAAGAGAAAGCAUAGCACCAGUUACGUCUGCAGUUCAUCUUUCGACAUAUCGCAGUCCAGGCACACCUAUGCCUCGUGUGAGGAGUCUGGUGUGGUUAACAGUUUUUAAGACAAUGCAGCGAGAGCCCAACAUUACCUGUCAGUGGCAUCAGAUGCACCGUGACAUUGCUGCACUACUCGGCACCUGCAAGUACAUCAUGUAAAUUUACUCGCAAUCAUGCACUGGCCAACUUGCUGUUUGAUAACUGCAAGCGGUUAUCUGUUUUCUGAACAAAAGGACGAGUGUUUACAUUAAAGUAGUUGUUUCGCUCCACAGUA
Dermacentor albipictus is the source of this 1901-nucleotide messenger RNA. RefSeq names its product N(4)-(Beta-N-acetylglucosaminyl)-L-asparaginase-like. Gene Ontology annotation, molecular function: N4-(beta-N-acetylglucosaminyl)-L-asparaginase activity; beta-aspartyl-peptidase activity; asparaginase activity. Gene Ontology annotation, cellular component: lysosome; cytoplasm. Gene Ontology annotation, biological process: protein deglycosylation. NCBI's taxonomy places the organism in Eukaryota, Metazoa, Arthropoda, Arachnida, Ixodida, Ixodidae. The record is from RefSeq and is a predicted model, not a curated record.